UGUAGGCAGGUUAGCUAGCCAGCUAGCUGCCCUUCCCUCUCUGCUGUCAGAUUUUUGUUACAAAUUUAGGUGCACUGUGUUAAAACUGAGUAGUCCGUUGAAAAAAGUAAUCGCGUUACAGUGGACCGUUGUUGUGUUGUUGCGCACGGUCAACUGAUAAAUAUUACCGAUCCGAACUGUCAUUUCUCGUGAGUGUAGAUUUCAAAAGCUAGUCAGCUACGUUUCAUUGACUGGAAUCUCCAAUCCAGAGAGGCCUCUCCCUUCUUUUAACAGGAGUGGAAGAGGCAACAACAUCAUUAUAGCUAGCUGGCUAGCAGCUAACUAACAUAUUUUCUGAGAUUUUAUGUAGUAUUAGCUGUACGACUUUCUAGAUAGUUUCUGGGAAAUUGACGUUACUCUGCUUACUCGGUGGUUAUUGCAUGUAGGAUAGUAGCCAGCUAUUUAGCUAACUAUCUAGCAGUAGCUAGCUAAAUGGCGUCAGAUACCAGUGACACAGAAGAAUUUUAUGAUGCUGCGGAAGAUGUCAAUUUGACUCCCUCUCCAAACGUGUCACCUGCAAAGUUUGUUCUUCCUUCAACCAAGGAGAACGAGGAGAGCCCAACACAGCCCCCCCAGGACCCCCGCUCUGAUGACUCCUUCCAGAUCAUUGACAGCAUCAUCCAGCAGAGCCAGCAGGAGAGCAGUGUGGAGGAGUCCCUGCUGACAGAGGAGAGAGAGGAGAGGGAGAAUGGGGAGGACGGGGGGGCCGCCGGCGAACAGGACGACGGGCCGGUGAGCCUGGGGGCGGGGCCGCCGGAAGCCCCGCCCCCUGAGGAGGAACCCGAAGCGGAGAGCCCGGUCGCAGAGGAGCCGAGCGUGGAGACGGACGGGCAGCAGGACCCCGGCCCCGGGGCGGUGGGAGAGCCCGAGGGCGUGAGGCCCCCUGACAUCACCAGCGCCCUGGUGCCGGAGCAGCCCCCGGGCUGCGCUCCGGAGGGCGAGGACCACAAACGGGCCGACAUCCUGGAGCAGGUCUCUCUGGCCGAUAAGCUGUCGGACCCCGACCCCUCGGCCCCCCGGAAGCCCCCCCGGCAGUGCACGGUGGAGCCGGACAUCGUGGCCAGCACCAAGAAGCCCCCGCCCAUCCGCCCGCCCCCGCCUGCCGGAGCCCCCCCGCCCCGGCCCCCGCCCCCCUCCCGCCCCGCACCCCCGCCCCGCAAGAAGACCCAGGAGGGCCUGCGGCCGUCGGGGCUAGAGGUCUCUGCAGAGCUGACGGAGCCCUCUGGCCUGGUGUCCCCCAGCACUGCGGUGGAGAGCAUCACCAAGGAGCUGCAGCACUCUCUCGACCUGGCCAGCGCCACCAGCGGAGACAAAGUAGUGACCGCCCAGGAGAGCGGGAAGGCGGCGGACGGGCAGAACUCCGCCGCGGCGGGCGGAGAGGCGGCGGGCCCCCAGCGCCCGCGCUCCAACUCGGGACGAGAGAUGACCGACGAGGAGAUCCUGGCGAGCGUGAUGAUUAAAAACCUGGACACGGGGGAGGAGAUCCCGCUGAGCCUCGCCGAGGAGAAGCUGCCCACGGGAAUCAACCCUCUCACGCUCCACAUCAUGAGGAGGACCAAAGAGUACAUCACGAACGAUGCGGCUCAGUCGGACGAUGAAGAUAAGUCUCAGUCCAACCUCACGGACUCCGACGGAGGAAAGCUCAAGCAGAAAACCACGCAGCUGAAGAAGUUCCUGGGGAAGUCGGUGAAGAGGGCCAAACACCUGGCGGAGGAGUACGGAGAGAAGGCCGUCAAUAAGGUGAAGAGCGUCCGCGAUGAAGUCUUUCACACUGACCAAGACGACCCCUCCUCCAGCGAUGAUGAGGGCAUGCCUUACACCAGGCCCGUGAAAUUUAAGGCAGCCCACGGCUUCAAGGGCUCUUUCGACUUCGACCAGGUCCGCGUGGUGCAGGACCUGAGCGGGGAGCACAUGGGAGCAGUGUGGACCAUGAAGUUCUCUCACUGUGGAAGGCUGCUGGCCACGGCGGGACAGGACAACGUGGUGCGGAUCUGGGUCUUAAAGAACGCCUUCGACUACUUCAACAACAUGAGGAUCAAGUACAACACAGAAGGUCGGGUCUCUCCUUCCCCCUCCCAGGAGAGCUUGAACUCGUCCAAGUCGGACACAGACGGGGUCAGCGGCGCCACGGAGGAUCCCGACACGGAGGACCGGAACGUUCCUUUCCGACAAGUCCCCUUCUGCAAGUACAAAGGGCACACGGCUGACCUCCUGGAUCUGUCCUGGUCAAAGAACUACUUCCUGCUGUCUUCAUCGAUGGACAAGACUGUUCGGCUGUGGCACAUAUCCAGAAGAGAGUGCUUAUGCUGCUUUCAGCAUAUAGACUUUGUGACCGCCAUCGCUUUCCACCCCAGAGACGACCGGUACUUCCUGAGCGGCUCGCUGGACGGGAAGCUCCGGCUCUGGAACAUUCCGGAUAAGAAGGUGGCCCUGUGGAACGAGGUGGACGGGCAGACGCGCCUCAUCACCGCCGCCAACUUCUGCCAGAACGGGAAGUACGCGGUCAUCGGCACCUACGACGGCCGCUGCAUCUUCUACGACACGGAGCACCUUAAGUACCACACACAGAUUCACGUACGCUCCACCCGUGGGAGGAACCGCGUCGGCCGCAAGAUCACCGGGAUCGAGCCGCUGCCUGGAGAGAACAAGAUUUUGGUGACCUCUAAUGAUUCCCGGAUUCGCUUGUAUGACCUGAGGGAUCUGUCUCUGUCCAUGAAGUACAAGGGCUAUGUGAACAGCAGCAGUCAGAUAAAGGCCAGCUUCAGCCACGAUUACUCGUUCAUCGUAAGCGGUUCGGAAGACAAAUAUGUUUACAUCUGGAGCACGUACCACGACUUGAGCAAAUUCACUUCUGUGCGACGGGACCGCAAUGACUUCUGGGAAGGAAUUAAAGCCCACAACGCGGUGGUGACGUCGGCCAUCUUCGCUCCGAACCCCAGCCUGAUCGUGUCCCCGGAGGCCAGCAGCGUGGAGAAGCCCGAGGCGGAGAUCAAGAGCACGGACCCGGCGGACGGCGAGACCAUCCCCUCAGGUGCCCUGAAGACCGACCACACUGAAGUCCUCCUCUCCGCCGACUUCACUGGAGCCAUCAAAGUGUUCGUUAAUGUGAAAAAGUAUUAAGCACAAACACCCACACUCAGUCCCACCCCGGUCGCUUCCUGCCCUCCCCCUCCCCCAGACUUAAUGACGGUGGAGUGCCCGCGUCCCGUGUUUCAGAACACGCGAACGUUCGCUCUGCGGGUGUGAGUCACGCACUGCCCUGCGCGUGGAGUGUCUCCAUGUUCACUGGUCCCCCAGGCUCGUGGAGGUGUGCGUGAGGUCUCCCCGCUCACCAGGAUGACGUGUCGAAUGAGAAAAAUACAAAAAGGAACCUGUCGGUUGAAACGGUGUUACAGACAGACAUGUCACUUUGCCUUCUGUUAUUACUUUUUUGGCGUUCAUUUUGAUUUGGUUGG
Messenger RNA from Conger conger (European conger), 3494 nucleotides. RefSeq names its product WD repeat domain 44 (gene wdr44). Gene Ontology annotation, molecular function: protein binding. The record is from RefSeq and is a predicted model, not a curated record. Lineage: Eukaryota; Metazoa; Chordata; Actinopteri; Anguilliformes; Congridae. The transcript has 20 exons. The coding region runs from base 472 to 3159 and encodes 895 amino acids.